Rhodofomes roseus is the source of this 2565-nucleotide messenger RNA. RefSeq names its product Rho GTPase activation protein. The record is from RefSeq and is a predicted model, not a curated record. NCBI's taxonomy places the organism in Eukaryota, Fungi, Basidiomycota, Agaricomycetes, Polyporales, Fomitopsidaceae. Gene Ontology annotation, molecular function: GTPase activator activity. Gene Ontology annotation, biological process: small GTPase-mediated signal transduction. Gene Ontology annotation, cellular component: cytoplasm. The coding region runs from base 163 to 2073 and encodes 636 amino acids. The transcript is spliced from 12 exons.
CUGCCAGGCACGAGACUCUGGCCUUUCUCCCAGCUCCUCAUCUACUUCAGUAGACCCUCUAGCGCGCACUCACAGGCUCAUCCUUGCUUGCAAACGGCUAGGCAAGCUCUUCGUGGCUGGAAAGACCGUUGCUCAAGUCAUACCGAACAAGGCGGGCCCAGCAUGGCUUCGAAUCCCAUUUCGCUCAAGCAGCGACUGGCUGCUUUAUCUGCAAACAUGCCCGGAAUACGCAUGGACUCCCCGCCUUCAUCGCCAGGCUGGAGACGGAAGAACUUCUUUGGAACACCGUCACGGUCGCGGACUAUGGACAGGGAUCCUCCGAGGCAGGGGCAGGACGGCUUGGAGAGCGUGAUGAGCCGGGUCAUCUUCCAGGCAGGAGUGGACUACGAAACAAGACCAAUGGUGGUCAUGAACGCUUCAGGACUGCCAGACCCACGAGAAGUCAACUACGAUGAGCUGCUAGCUCGGAUACUAUCGUAUCUAGACCUCUACGUCGAGUCUGACUACACGGUCGUGUUCUUCGCUGCUGGUGGAAGGAAUACACCAGGCUGGAACUGGGUAUGGAAAGCAUACCGCAGUUUGAGCAGAAAGUACCGUAAGAACCUCAAGAAACUAUUCAUCGUUCAUUCGACUUUCUUCACGAAAAUGCUCUUCUCCCUGGCUGGAACCAUUAUUAGUCCCAAAUUUUUCCGCAAGAUAACUUAUGUCACUACGCUAUCGGAACUUGCAUGUCAUAUACCACUUACACAGAUAGAUGUCCCUCCAGCCGUAUACCAGGAGAACCUCAAACAUGAGAAGCAGAUUACCCUGCCUAUGCCUACUCGAGCUGACCUGUUCGGUGUUCCACUGGAGGAGUUGAUGGGCUACGAUGGUGAGAAGGGCGGUUUGCCGAGAGUCGUGAAGGACUGCAUACAGUACCUUCGGGCAACAGGGUUGCAAGACGAAGGGCUGUUCCGGCGAUCACCGAAUUCGGUCAUGCUCAAGCAGGCUCAGCAGGCGUAUGAUAGAGGACACGUCGUCUCACUGGACAGAUUCGGCGACCCGCACCUUGCCGCAGUGCUGCUCAAGAAGUACCUGCGGGACCUGCCUACACCGCUGUUCCCUGAGCACCUCUAUCCCCUCAUCUCGAGGUGUCCGCAGCCAAGCGAUGACCCAACCGAUAUAUCCUCAGUGAUCUACAUUCGAGAAACGCUCAUGCCUGAGCUGCCGCACUGCUCUUACAUCCUACUUGCCACCAUCCUCCAGCUGAUGCACGAGGUAUCAUUGCGCUCUGCGACGAACCGCAUGGACGCGCACAACCUCGCCUUGGUCAUCACGCCCAACCUCGUCUCAGGCUCGAACCCGCUCCGCGACGUCAUGAUGUGCUCCAUCCCCUCCGGGCCCGCACCCUUCCCCACGGCACCAACGUCCCCGACUUCCAGUAACAUGGGCAAGACGACCCUCGGCGCUGUCGUCAAGCUCUGCAUACAGCGCUACUACGAGGUAUUCGACGAGGUGCCCGACAGGAGCGAGGCGAUCCCGCAGCGGGAGUUCGAGCCGCGCCCCGCCUCGCCGGCCUCCUCGAGCGGGUCCGCACGGGACAGGCGCGCGCACGACGACGACGAGGAGAUCGACGACGCGAUGCUCGUCAUGCCCAUCGGGCCCAGCGGCAGCGGCAGCAGCCAGCCCGACGGCACACACAAGCCCGGGCGGCCCGCGCCGCCACCGCCGCUCCCCUACAAGCCGCGCACGCUCCCGAAUCGCGCCGCGGCGUCACCGCCGACGUCGCCGAGCGGACGGUCGGCGUUCACGACGCUCGCGGGCGGGCGGAGCGGCGCGCCGUCGAGCUAUACGCCGUACGGGACGGUGAACAAGGCGCGCUCGACGAUCAGCAUUGAGCGCGGGACGGCGCGCGGGAAGGGGAGCAUCUCUGUCGGGCGCGGCGCGGCGAAGCGCACGACGGGCGCGGGCGUGGAGGCGACAGACAUCACGGCGGAGGGGUUCUUCACGGCCCCGGACGCUCCGCCUGUGCCUGUGCUGCCGAGCCAGGUGAAAGCGAAUGGGGGCAGCUUGCCUGCGGGGCAGUCACCUUAGGCUUGGGGUCUGUGGUCUGUGUGCUUGUUUGGGAUGCCUUUGGAUGUGCUUUCAGUUAUUUACGGUAUUGUUCGGUCGGCGCGGCUCCGAGACUAUUCCUUUUUGUUCUGCGAUGUAUUUUAUGGGUUCCCACCGGUAAUGACCAGUCCGCCUCAGCUGCUACCUUGCUGCUAUGCUAGGCUAUGCUCCAUCCAUCUCGGUACCGAUGCCUUUGGUCAUCCACCGGCACACGCUGUACGUGGCUGGUCUGCAUGAUUGAUCAAUGAUACAGCGGAAGAUGGAAAGGCGCCCAUUAAGCCCCACCCAAAAUUUCCUUUUACAGGGACCGAGCCACCUCCAGCCACUUCCCGAUCCAUCCCGAUCCGUUCGGUAGCCACGCGGCGACUGAGUCAAUGAUCGAUUGGGCCCCGAAAAGGAAGGUCUCAUGGUUUACACGCUGACUCGAGUGGGCGCAUAAAAAGCCUGCAUUCCGCGAGGCAGACCUGCUUCCCC